UUCGCCGCGCUGUGUAUUCUGGGAACACACAGUAGUUUCAAGAUGGCGGCGAGCAGGAGGCUGGCCAAGGAACUUGAAGAGAUUCGCAGGUCUGGAAUGAAGAACUUCAGAAACAUACAAGUUGAGGAAUCAAACCUAUUGUCAUGGCAAGGGCUCAUUGUUCCUGACAACCCCCCUUAUGACAAAGGUGCGUUCAGGAUCGAAAUCAUUUUCCCCACCGAAUACCCUUUCAAGCCUCCCAAGAUCACAUUCAAGACAAAGAUCUAUCACCCCAACAUUGAUGAGAAGGGCCAGGUGUGCUUGCCUGUGAUCAGUGCAGAGAACUGGAAGCCUGCCACCAAAACUGACCAAGUAAUUCAGUCCCUCAUUGCGCUGGUGAACGACCCUCAGCCGGAGCACCCCCUGAGGGCAGACCUAGCAGAAGAAUACUCAAAGGACCGUAAAAAAUUCUUGAAGAACGCUGAAGAGUUUACAAAGAAACACGGCGAAAAGCGGCCAAUGGACUGAUCACCCGACGAGCGCGUAGCCCCCUCUUCUGUCUCUUCCUCCUCUUCUUCUCUUCUCCUCUUAUCUCACCUGCCCCGACCAAACACCAUCCUUCCUCUCGCCUCUCUCACACACACACAAACACACACACACACACACACCUCCCCACCUUCCUCGCUCACUCUCCUUCCCCCCCGCAUCCCCCCCUACACACACACACACACCACUCAUCCCCACAGCCCCAGGAGCCGCCCAGCUGAAAGUCAGGCAGCGGCAGCCUAAGCCGCCCUUCCCAUCCAGGACUCUCUGUGGAUCAGACAGCUUCCUCCUCCCCCUUCCUCCUCCUCCUCCUCCUCCUCCUGGCCAUAAAUAUCCAGACCAACUCUAACUUUCUACUCUUUUCUUAAAGUGAAAAAUGGAAAAAGAAAUGCUAAGGGAACACGAAGUUCAGAUGAAGAGUUAGAUGGAAAUACUCAAAGUAACGUGUUCAUUUUUCUGUUGGCUUUUCCUCUAUAUAAACAGCUCUUGUGUUAAAUAGAUCUCACUUAGACUAGCCAUUUUUCUGAAGUAUGUUUUUUUUUUUCUUUUGACCCAUCACCAAUAAUCUUUGAAGCUAAAAAAAAAAACGUGACAGAAAGAAGAGAAGCUGUAGCUAGGACCUGGAGGCAUGUGCCGACUGACUGCCAUGUUUCCCUUACCUUCACUGCUUCUCGACUUGCACUGUACUCCGUGGAACAGUCCCCCUCUCUCAUCUCCUCCCACACUUUUCGUACGCCACUGAGCAGACACACACACACACACUGACAGGCCACACAUGAAUUGAAUAGUUAUUUUCUGACGAUGCUACAGGAGAAUCUUGAGUUGUAAACACUUGGUUUCCAGACAUGCAGCGAUCAUCAGCAGGCCCUUACAUUUUUUCUCAUCUAUGUUGAUGGGCUUUUUUAAAAUUUUGCACCACAGAUCAGUUGCGCGCUUAAGGCCGUACUGUUAAAACAAUUGGCUACGGCCACUUUCUUUUCCUCAUUAGCCAUAUGUUUCUUUCUCCACCUUCAAUUGUUUUCCUCUGCACUCGAUCUAUUAAAUCUGAGGGAAUGUGGGAAGAACCUGUUUAGUUAAAUCAAAUCUUUUGCGCAUGUCUCCUCUCCCAACCUUGGGCGCCCCUGUAAAACCACCACCCAGAAACAAGAGCCCUUUACCACACCGAGCGCACGUUCCAGCAGUAGAUUGUCAGCUGCCCGGCCCAAAAAGGGACCCAGGUCGUCGGGGUGAGGGGAAGGAGGAGCUGGAGAAGGAUGCACUCAGCUUGGAAUAUGGAGCUCAGCUCCCAGAGGCGGUCCAAAAACAAGCACCUUGAAGGCAGUUGGGAAUGAGGGCUGGCUGUCCCCCCCCACCCCCGGAGAUGUGUCGGGACACGGGAAGGGACUGCAGUGGCAAAAAAAAUCCACCAUGUAACAGCUGUUUGAUCUGGUCCCAAUAUUGUUUCAUAAUAAAGAUGGCUAACCAUUUGGCCUCACUGUCUGCCUGGUAGUCAAAUGGAUGUUGCACAUGUUUGGCCUGUGAUAACUCAUUGUCAUGACUAUACAGUUGCUCCACAGUCUCACAAAAAAAAAACCCUCAGUCCAUGGUCCAUUAAUUGUUUUUAUUUUGUUUGUUUUUUUCGAGUUUGUAACAGCAUCUCAGUCUUGUAACAUUCCAGGAUGAUGAAAUACAGCUGAUACUCCUUAAAAAGGUAGUAAGUGGA
Molecule: messenger RNA, 2227 nt
Organism: Toxotes jaculatrix (banded archerfish)
Lineage: Eukaryota; Metazoa; Chordata; Actinopteri; Toxotidae
Gene: ube2l3b
Product: ubiquitin-conjugating enzyme E2L 3b
Exons: 4
Coding region: 43-507 (154 amino acids)
Source: RefSeq, a predicted model, not a curated record